AGACGCUCUAGAAAAUUAGAAAAAAAAAAGGUUAAACGGGAAAGGAAAAUGGGGUGAGGCGCAGGCGAGGGCUUCAAUCACGCUUCCGCAGGUUUUACGCCGGUGAUUGAAAUACGUAAGAGGAAGAAUAUGCCGCCGAAGCAGGAUAGCACCGAAGGCAUUGUUCUCGGCUUUGUGAACGAGAUGUUCACUGCAUGCUUUGGAGUAACACAAUAUUUCUAUUGUCAGCAAAAUAGACCACUGAAUUCCCAAAAUGUUGCUGAUGCGCUGCAAAAGUAUAAUCUCAAAAAAUCUGCUAUCCAGAAAGCUUUGGAUACACUCGCCGACACUGGGCAGAUUUCAUUUAAGGAGUAUGGCAAACAGAAGAUUUACCUUGCUCGGCAAGAUCAGUUCAAGAUACUCAGCAGUCAAGAGCUUGAUCAGAUGAAGAGGGAAAAUAGCCAAUUACAAGAGCAAAUUAAUUCCCAAAAGCAGGCUGUAAGAGAGAUUGAGGCUGAAAUUCGAGUUCUGCAAUCAAAUUUGACAUUGGAGGAAAUACGGUCAAAACAGUCAAAACUACAGACAGAGGUUAAUGAAAUGGAGGCAAAGCUGGAGAAAUUGCGGAAUGGGGUCAUUUUAGUGAAACCAGAAGAGAAAAAAUUGAUUGAACAGACAUUCAUUGAAAAAAUGAACCAUUGGAGGAAGCGGAAGAGGAUUUUCAAAGAUUUGUGGGAUGCCAUAACAGAGAAUUCACCAAAGGAUGCCAAAGAAUUCAAGGAGGAGCUUGGCCUCGAAUAUGAUGAAGAUGUUGGAGUUAGCCUGCAAUCCUUUAGUGAACUGAUGAAUACCAAUAAGAAAAGAAGAACAGCACAAUGAUUUAUUCCACCAUACUCUUUCUUACGUUUGGAUUCAGUUUUGUAAAGGGAUUUUUAAGCUAAUUCGAAUGCAUUUAUUUUUCCAAACAGUAAUAGAUAGAAAUGUAAUACUUUUGUGGACUAUUUAGUCACUAGUUACUGUAAUACUACUUGUUUAAUCUUAAAAGAUACAACUCGUAACUAUGGAUAAAGUUUGCUUCUGCA
Phalaenopsis equestris is the source of this 1058-nucleotide messenger RNA. Its product is annotated as homologous-pairing protein 2 homolog. NCBI's taxonomy places the organism in Eukaryota, Viridiplantae, Streptophyta, Magnoliopsida, Asparagales, Orchidaceae. Gene Ontology annotation, molecular function: double-stranded DNA binding; recombinase activator activity. Gene Ontology annotation, cellular component: DNA recombinase auxiliary factor complex; condensed nuclear chromosome. Gene Ontology annotation, biological process: meiotic joint molecule formation; homologous chromosome pairing at meiosis; meiotic strand invasion involved in reciprocal meiotic recombination. Bases 130 to 855 code for a protein of 241 amino acids. The record is from RefSeq and is a predicted model, not a curated record. The transcript is spliced from 6 exons.